Aspergillus calidoustus is the source of this 1116-nucleotide messenger RNA. The record is from the annotation of a GenBank genome assembly. Lineage: Eukaryota; Fungi; Ascomycota; Eurotiomycetes; Eurotiales; Aspergillaceae.
AUGUCGGGAUUCAGCUUCGGCUUCUCAGGAGACGACAUUGACAUUGAUGAUGCGGACGUCCAGGUGGUUGACCAGCAGCGUGUGGGCCAGGAAGCCGAUACUACCUCUACACUCCCAGAAUUGGUGCAGGCCCAAAGGCAUGAAAUGCAUGAAUGGCUCCCCACUCUCCCAUCUCAAAUCUCAUACAACAAAUGUAUAGUUAGCUCGGCCCAGGGAGACGGUACAAGAGCAGGCAUCACUGUUGCGCGCCGUGACGUCUUCGACAUCCGAGCCCAGCUAAUGGUCGAAGAUAGCGCCGAGGAGCAAAACGCCGAACUCAUUGCGGGGCUAGAGAAGGGCGAUAUCAAGCCUAAUUUCUACGAGGGAGGCUUCAAGACGUGGGAGUGCUCGAUUGAUCUGGGGAAGUUUGUUGCGGGUGAGAAUAUGGGGGAUGCAGAUAAACAUGUUGUCGAGCUUGGAGCUGGUACCGCGGUGCCCUCAUUGACGCUGUUUGCUCAGCUGCUUUCGCGGACUGAGGCUGUGACGAAAAGGACGCAGUUCACAUUCGCAGACUACAACUCUGCUGUUCUACGUUUGGUCACGCUACCGAAUCUCAUCCUAACCUGGAACUAUCUCGUCACUCGACAUGACGUCUCAUCCUCAGAUCCCCAGACCCAAGAAGAGGGCGAAGCCAACGAAUCUGAAGAAGAAAUGCUAGACAUAACACCCGAUCUUUUAUCCGCCUUCCAGACCGACCUCGCUCGCAGGGGCAUAACCAUCUCGUUCGUCUCCGGCGCAUGGUCACCCGCGUUUGUUGAUUUGGUAUUCUCGUCUCCAGUACUGGUCGGCUUCAGCACGUUGAUUCUUGCGAGUGAGACGAUAUACUCGCCUGCGUCACUGCGUGCUUUCUCGGAGACGCUGCUUGCAUUGCUGAGGCGCCCUUUUGCUGCGGGUGGUAGGGCGCUUGUUGCGGCGAAGAAGGUCUAUUUUGGCGUCGGGGGUGGAGUGGAUGAGUUUUUGGGCGUGUUGAGAACAGUUGGUAGUGGUGAUGGUCUAAGUGUAAAGGUGGAGGAGAGAUUGGAUGUCAAGUCUGAGGGGGUGGGGAGGACGAUUUUGGAGAUUGGCAUUGGCGAAUAG